AUGAAAUUCAAGACGAGAGAGCUAGAGCUCUCUAGAGCGUUUGACGAAGUAUUCCUGCGACUCUUUCUCAUCGCUUCACGAGUCCUGCAGAUCGUCAUAUCAAUUCCGAUUAUCGGGUUUGUCGCCGCACUCAUAAGUGGCUUCUCCAAUGCAGAGCUUGAUGUCCCUUCGAAGGCUUCAGGGGCGCUGGCGGUCGCUUCUCUAUGUACGGUCUAUUCUGGGGUGACAAUACUACCUAUAUUUUUCGAAGGACCGAUGUUCUUCACCACGAUUGCGGGCCUGGAUACUCUGUUUUUGGCCGCUUGGGCGACCCUGGUCGGAGUGUGGGACCACAGCGCGACAAGUAGCUGCCGAGCUUUCAUCGCUGAGUACUUCGACUCUCAGCCAGAAAGGCAUUCUUUCACAACAAAUUGCAAACUUACGAAGGCUAUGUUCGCUUUCAUCAUUGUCAAUGUGGCAUUGUUUGGAACUACUACGAUCAUUUCCUUUUGCCUGCGGGCCAUCGAGCUUGAACACUCAACUCAGUGGAAAUCCCUUCCUCUCUUCCGCAAGACCGAAAAGACGAGAUCCGAACAGCAUUGCUCUUGUUGUAACCACAACCAAGAAAAUCCUUCCCCUAGAUCAAGCUUCAGUGGUGACAGAUUAAGGCCCGGUGUGUGA
Messenger RNA from Exophiala aquamarina CBS 119918, 660 nucleotides. RefSeq lists its product as uncharacterized. Bases 1 to 660 code for a protein of 219 amino acids. NCBI's taxonomy places the organism in Eukaryota, Fungi, Ascomycota, Eurotiomycetes, Chaetothyriales, Herpotrichiellaceae. The record is from RefSeq and is a predicted model, not a curated record. The transcript has 2 exons.